AUCAAGUCAGCCGCGACCAGUUCACGAUAUCUCUAGAGUCUCAUAAGGCGCAUGGAUGCCUCCAUCAAACUUGCAUCCUCUCAAGACAUUAAAUAUUGGUCUGUGCAGGUACUACGCCUAUUCUAUUGACUUCAAUCUACCUAUUUUCACGCUUCAACUAUUGAUCUCUGUAUGAGUCACUGCAUUUCUGCGACCCUUGUUUAUCAGGACCCGUACCGAAGUCCGUGAUCUUGGCACUAGUAUAUAACACUCGUGCCUGCCUUGCCUAGUUACUCAUAUCACCGACGAAGUGGGAUGGGAAGUCGCACCAAGACAAGCCCGAACCUUACUUAAAGACUUCAAGUGACAUUUCGACUUGGUCAAAGAAACCUGAACCUAACAUCAUCCACCGCUGCCCAACGCAGCACAGCGAGUAUCUUCAGGUGGGAGCUGGGAACUAUGAGAUUCUAAGUCGGAUUUCUUGGAAUAAACAUACUCACUAGAACAUGGCACGAACCCGAAGUAGCAAACAGCUCUCUGUCGAGGAUUCCUGGCGUAUGGUAGAAGGAGGUGAUAACGACAGCUUCGAUACCGCAAUAGUUCAAGAUCCUUUCGAGGGUGACGCUCUCGUAUUCAGCAGCCAGUCCCAACCAUCCCAGCCAUAUUCAUCGCAAGACUUCAGUGUUGGUUCCCAGGACAGCAUUCACGAUUUUUAUGAUAGGGCCGACGAAGAUAACGUCAUUCGAAGAGCGCCCUUUCAACCUUCGCUUACUCCAAGGAACGUGUCUAUGGACAAAGACCGAACGCCUGUUCCUGAAUUCUUUAUGCCAGCCGUUGAUGUUGAAAGCCCACCGCGGAACAACCGUCGGUCUUCUAGAACCACUCAUCCCGUCAUGCAAGAACCACGAGUGACGAGGCGACGAGGUAAUCGUCAAGUGGACAACGAUCCAACUCCACGUAAACCCGGCACUCAACACGACGAGAACAGCGCUCCUCCCAGGCCCUCACUUAGUACUAGGUUCAUAUCAUCUGCCCCUGAGUUUCUUUUCGACUUCGCUUCCUGGGUUCUCGGCACCAUUCGGUUGGCUUUCCGCUACGCACAGUGGCCGAUAGCCAUCAUGCUCGCUAUUUACCUGAUUAUUGGCGUGUGUAUAAUGGCUAAGGACAUGCUCGUCAACUCGCUCACUGCACCGCUAGCACCAUUAUGCCGAGUACCUGGUGUGUCUCUAAUGAACCUCCCUUUCUGCCCGGAUAAUUUGCAAUCUGGAAAAGGAGACGGCUCGUCGCCCGUCGAGUUCGAAGAAUUGAUGAACGUGCAAUCUCAAUUUGAGAAGGUGCUUGAGGACUCUGCACAAGGCAUAUCUUUGCCGAUGGACAUGAAACGAUCGGAAGCAUCCGUCCGUGACCUACGAACGAUGGUUAAAUUCAGCGAAUUACCAACUCGCGCAGAGCUGGUACACGAAUUCGAUAACUAUAUCGAAGCCGUCCGCGUCGGUGCAGACGAUCUGCAGAUGUUCAAUACUCAUGUCGGCAGCGCAGUCGAUAGCGUCAUCAGCAUCAACCGGUGGACGUCGCGAUAUAUCGAUUCCAUUGCCCUGAACCGCGAGGCUAAUGAUAACAUGUUGUCUCGCUUUAGUGGUUGGCUCUUUUCACCAUUUCAAUCUCCAGGUUUUGAUGAACACGUCCUUCUCGAAAAGUACAUCGAACAUACAGCCAUGGUGGCGGACAAGAUCCAGACCCUAAUUUUGGAAGGGACGGCUGUAAUGCGCUUGCUUCACGAGGCAGAGGGCAGUCUCGAACUUAUCAACGAGCAUGUUGUGCACACGGGCAACGUCGUCAAGGAGAAGCACAAUGAGGUCUUCUGGAACGUCUGGACGCUCGUCGGGGCUAACACCCGCCGCCUGCAUAACCUGAAGGGUCAACUCAGCCUUCUACAGCAGGUCGAGACGCAGCGACACUCAGCGGUUCGGCAGCUAGGUAAAUUGAUACACGAUUUGACGGAUAUCCGGACGAAACUGAGCGACUUGAGGGAUCGAGUUGCCGCUCCGGAGCUCUUGGCGGACACAACGGACAUACCCCUGACCGUGCACAUCGAGACUAUCAACGCCGGUGUCGAGAGACUCGAGGCUUCACGGAGCCGUAUCCGGGCGGAGGAGAAUGAGCGGUUGCAGCAAGCGAUACAGAGAUCGAGGGAAGAUGAUCGUUUGAUCGAGGGUUGAUCGCACAAUAAGUUAAUGAGUGAUGAUAGAAAUUGUGGAUAUCAUGGGAUUGGGAAUUAAGGCUGUUGAACAUGAAUAACCGGAGUUUUGGGACCAGUUUGAGUUUGUGUACAACAUAAGAUACGGAUAGCGGGUUAAUAUUGAGUAACGAGCCCGUCACACCAGACAUUCUAGACUUCUAAGGUGAACUAGGUGGGCAUGGAAGGUUGUAGAUGACGGUAGUAGGGAAGCGCUCACGAUUAUGUUGGGAUGGUUCGUUCGCAGAGUAAUAAAGAGCUGUGAUGCAUGUCUCAUUGGCCCUCCUUCGCUUAGACUUGAGCUCAUAGCCUGCAUCUCUUCAGAGUAGAAGUAGUCGGGGUGGGUCACGCGAUCAUUAAUGUGACUGAAAGGGGGAAGCGGCUAGAAAAAAGGGGCGAGACUGAAGAAAUUCCCCACUAAGAUAAAGUCGUAUAUUUAACAUUUUUUUCUCUGUGUAUUGUAACCAAAUACAACUCAGCCUGCUUAAUUUACAAG
Messenger RNA from Annulohypoxylon truncatum, 2711 nucleotides. RefSeq lists its product as uncharacterized. Lineage: Eukaryota; Fungi; Ascomycota; Sordariomycetes; Xylariales; Hypoxylaceae. The record is from RefSeq and is a predicted model, not a curated record. The transcript has 2 exons. Bases 486 to 2198 code for a protein of 570 amino acids.